AUGCGGGUGCGCCUAGAAGAGAAGGAAAAGAUAAUAUGGUUGCUGCAGCAGCGUGCUUCUGCUGCUGCUGCUGCUGCUGCAACAGCAGACAGCAGCAGCAGCAGCAGCAGCAGCAGCACCGGCCACACUGCAGCAGCAGCAGCAGAGUCAUCGGCGAGUCAGCAGCAGCAGCAGCAGCAGCUGCUGCAGCAGCUGCAGCAGCUCAAAGACGAACUCGAGAGCUGCAAGGCCCUGAAGCAGCACUGGCAGCAAGCAGCUGUGGAGGCGCAGCAGCAGCAGCAGCGCAGCAACGAGCAGCAGCAGCAGCUGCAGCAGCAGCUGCGGGAGAAAGCAGAGCAUAUCACCAAGCUCGAAGACAAGCAGCAGCAAAUGGAUUCCACCAUCAACGAUAAGACACUGCAGAUAGGGCAGCUGGAGGCGACCAUAACGGCCUUAAAGGAGCAGCAGCAGCAGCAGCAAGACGCAGCAGCAAAUGCAGCAGCAGCAGCAGCAACAACAGACAACCUACGACAGCAGCUGCAGCACCUUGAGGGGGAGGUAGAGAGAGAAAAGAAAGCAGCAGCAGCAGCAGAAGAAAGAUAUAGAAGAGAAGUCGAUGCUCGUGCUGCUGACAUGCAGCAGCUGCAGCGAGCAGAGAAGCAGCAGCAGCAGCAGCAGCAGCAAAUCCUAGAGCUAGAGAAAGACCUCACCGAAACACGAACAGAACUCAAAACCACAAGAGCUGCUGCUGAGGAGGAGAGCGUGGCGCUGCUGCGCAGCAACGCGGGGCUGCUGCGGGACGUCGAGAGGCUGCGCUCAGAGACAAAGGCGCUGCAUGCACACAUCAAGGACCUGUGA
Molecule: messenger RNA, 837 nt
Organism: Eimeria mitis
Lineage: Eukaryota; Apicomplexa; Conoidasida; Eucoccidiorida; Eimeriidae
Exons: 4
Coding region: 1-837 (278 amino acids)
Source: RefSeq, a predicted model, not a curated record